UAUUUUACACAAUAAUAAUUAGGAUGGUACACAAAACAGAUUGAGGGUGCUAAUAAAAAAAUAAAAAUUAAUUUUAAAAAAUAAAUUCCCAAUAUGAUAAGUUUUUCAGUUCAAUGUUUAAUUAAAAAUCAUUUUAAAAUUUAACUGCCGAAAAUUCUUUCCCGAAAAAUUCAAGAAAAAAAAAUGACUACCAGCAAUUUAAGUAUAAAAAUUAUCACUUGGAAUGUUGGUGAAUCUUUCCCGCCUAAAGAUCUAACUAAUCUCCUGGCACUGGACCCCCCCGGUGCUGAUAAUGAUUCUGAUAGGGACAAAAAAUUACAACUACCUGAUAUCUACGUUAUAGGACUACAGGAAUUAAAGUCUGACACUGCCUCCUUAAUCUCUGAUUCCCUAUUCGACGACGCGUGGACCAAUCAGAUUACAGAAACCCUCUGGAGUAGGGCUGGCUAUGUUAGGGUAAAAUCGUUACGUUUGGUCGGCAUACAUAUAUCCUUGUACACUAAGAGAAAGAAUCUUGUUAGAAUUUUAAAUGUUGAAAGUGAAUAUACUAGGACUGGAUUUGGCGGGUUGUGGGGUAGCAAGGGAGCAGUAACAAUAAGGUUGGAGAUCGACCACGUCAAUAUUUGUUUCGUGAACUGCCAUUUCACAGCCCAUCCGGAGAAUUUCGUUCAGAGAAUCGAGGAUUACAACCAGGUUUUGUUUACUCAGAAGUUUCGAGACAAAGACUCUCCUAGCAUAUUGGAUCAUGAUUACAUCUUCUGGUUCGGCGACCUCAACUUCCGCCUGGAUGACGUCACGAAUGAAGAAUGCCGGAAAAGGAUUGCCGCCAAAGAUUAUAAAUAUCUUUUGAGUAAAGAUCAGUUGAACAACGCGAGAUUGAGAGAGUUGCUGUUGAUUGACUUUGACGAGGGUCCGAUUGAUUUUCAACCGACCUACAAAUUCAACUACAACAGUUCUGAUUAUGAUACCAGUCCCAAAAACAGGGUACCUUCGUGGUGCG
This is a messenger RNA of Helobdella robusta, 1000 nucleotides long. RefSeq lists its product as hypothetical. Gene Ontology annotation, molecular function: phosphatidylinositol-4,5-bisphosphate 5-phosphatase activity. Gene Ontology annotation, biological process: phosphatidylinositol dephosphorylation. The transcript has 9 exons. The record is from RefSeq and is a predicted model, not a curated record. Lineage: Eukaryota; Metazoa; Annelida; Clitellata; Rhynchobdellida; Glossiphoniidae. Gene Ontology annotation, cellular component: plasma membrane; ruffle; cytoplasm. The annotation marks the transcript as partial.